AUGGCCUCCACUCGUGUCCUCGCCUCCAGACUCGCCACUCAGAUGGCCACCAAGGCCGCCCGCCCUGCGGUGCGCGUCUCUGCCAUGCCCAAGCGCACCAUCACUGGCUUCUCCAGCCCCCUCCAGGCUGUCAAGCGCCAGCAGGCUACCACCAUCAAGUCCUCCAAGGUCUUCACCCAGGUCCAGGCCAAGCGCGCCUACUCUUCUGAGAUCGCCCAGGCCAUGGUCGAGGUCUCCAAGAACUUGGGUAUGGGUUCCGCCGCCAUCGGUCUUACCGGUGCUGGUAUCGGUAUCGGUCUGGUCUUCGCCGCCCUCCUCAACGGUGUUGCCCGCAACCCUGCCCUCCGUGGCCAGCUCUUCUCCUACGCCAUUCUUGGUUUCGCUUUCGUCGAGGCCAUCGGUCUUUUCGAUCUCAUGGUUGCCCUCAUGGCCAAGUUCGUGCGUCAUCACCAAUCCAUUCUCAUCUCAUCGAGACUCAUCAAAGCUAACAACCACGAUAGACGUUCGCCUAUGGUCACGCAAUGGAGCAUCAUCCACUCCGUACUGCGUGACGAGCUAGAGUUAAUAGACGGGAUAGACAGCAUGGUGGGCAUUUUAGACGAUUAG
Messenger RNA from Colletotrichum lupini, 606 nucleotides. Its product is annotated as ATP synthase subunit C. Gene Ontology annotation, molecular function: proton transmembrane transporter activity. The transcript has 3 exons. Gene Ontology annotation, biological process: proton motive force-driven ATP synthesis; proton transmembrane transport. The record is from RefSeq and is a predicted model, not a curated record. Bases 1 to 606 code for a protein of 201 amino acids. NCBI's taxonomy places the organism in Eukaryota, Fungi, Ascomycota, Sordariomycetes, Glomerellales, Glomerellaceae.